AUGGAGGCUUUAUCUAGAUUUCUGCAAAAACAUGUUGAAUAUGGUCAUCUAAGAGGUAUUCAAAUUAACAAGCAUUAUCCUUCUAUUAACCAUCUGUUUUUUGCAGAUGACUGUUUGUUAUUUUUUCAAGCUUCUCCAACUCAUAUGCGGCAUCUUCAACAUCUUCUUACUUCUUUUGGCCAAGCAUCAGGUCAAAUCAUCAACAUGCAAAAAUCAACAAUAUUCUUUAGUAAUCAUUCUCCUCCUGCUCAUAAGAACAACAUCAUUAAUAUUUUGCAAAUGAAAUGUAUGGGCCUUGGUGAAAAGUAUUUGGGAAUACCUCUUCUUAUGCACAGAUCAAGUCAGAAAAAUUGUCAAGGUAUCUUAGAUAACAUGAAUUCAAGACUGCGGGGUUGGCAUAGCAAAUUGAUUCCUCAAGAAGGUAGAACAACUCAGCUUAAUUCUGUUCUUAGUAUUAUGGGUAUGUAUCAGAUGCAAGUUUUCAAAUUACCUAAUACAACUAUUGCUCACAUGAAUAGGAUUCAGAGGCAGUACUGGUGGCAUAAUUAUACCAAUCAUAAGUCUCCUCGUUUUAUUUCUUGGGACAAUGUCAGUUUGCCUAAAAAGCUUGGGGGCCUAGGUUUGAAGAAUCUUAAGAACUAUAACUCAGCUUUUUUGGCGAAGUUAGCUUGGAAUCUGUUGCAUAACCAGGAUGCUUUAUGUGCUAGGAUUUUAAAAGGAAAGUAUUUUUCUUUUCAUGAUUUACGUUAUCAUCCUCCUCCUCUUGCAAAUAAUGGUAAUUGGAUUUGGCAGAGUAUUGUUCAUGGUCUUCAGAUUGUUCUUAAACAGGGAAAAUGGAAAAUUGGUAAUGGUACAACAAUCAACAUCUGGACCCAUAACUGGAUUCCAGAUUUAAAUGCUCCUCUUCAAGACUGGUAUGAUCUUCAUCUCAGUAAUUAUCAGCGGGUUUCUCAGCUUAUUGAUACUUCUUCUUCACAGUGGAAUGUCCCUUUACUCAGACAAUUAUUUACUUCUUCUCAAGUUGAUUCGAUCCUUACAAUUCCAAUUCAGUUAGAUCAACAAGACUCUCUGGUAUGGACUCUCACUGCUGCUGGUAUUUUCACAACUAAAUCUACUUAUCAUCAUCUUUGUGAAAGUCAACACAGUGUUGCUGUCGCUACUACCUUGUCGACAAAAUUCUGGCUGAAGUUCUGGAAGUUGCAGAUUCCUUAUAAGUUUCAACUGUUUCUCUGGAAGAUUUUUCAGAAUUACCUACAUGUCAAGACUAAGUUGUUUCAUCAGAAUAUAGUUACAUCUUCAGAUUGUGUUCUCUGCAACAACAAUCAUCUUGAAAGUGUGGAUCAUCUAAUGUAUCAUUGCCCUUUCGCUGCUGCCAUUUGGAGACAUUUCAUUCUUCAGUUGUAUCAAUAUUUAAGUCAGCAUCAACAUUUUAUUGACUGGAUUCGAAAUUGGCAAUCUCCUGACUCUGAAAUCAGCAUUUACCACUUAUCUAAGAUCAUCCACAUCAUUGCUUGCAUGCUACACACUAUUUGGAAACAUAGAUGCCAAGUUAUUUUUAAUAAUGCUACUCCUAACAUUACUGUAGUCAUCCAUAGCAUUACAAAUUACUUGCAUUUCCAUCAUCUCACAUUAUUUGACAAUACUGUCAUUCCUGUUAGAAAUAACCUUAGACUUGAUCUUCCUUGGCAACCUCCUCCUCCUGGUUUUUUGAAGAUUAAUAUAGAUGCUUCAUUUCAUCCUAAUUUUAAUUUAGCUGGAAUUGGUAUCCUAAUUCGAGAUCAUGCAGGACGCUUUGUGGCAUCAAAAGGAGCCUUGAAGAGGACUCACAGUGCAUUUCAAGCAGAGGCAUGGGCUCUGGUUGAAGGUAUGAAUCCAGCUCUGUCCCAUGGAUGGCAUCAAGUUAUCUUAGAAUCAGAUAACUUAAAUAUGUGUAGGUUUGUUCAACAACAACAUCCUCCUCCUCCUUGGAGGAGUUUACCUCUUUUGAAGAGUUGUAUAAAUAUGUGUAAUAAUAGUUCUCUAGCUUGGUCUUGUAAUCAUGUUUAUAGGUGUUGUAAUAAAGCAGUUGAUGCUUUAGCAAAAGCUGUUAGAAGGUUGUAUCUGAAUGAGGAAUGGUGGUAUCACCCACCUGACAUGUUAAUUCCUCAUUUAAACUCUGAUGUAAAUUUUCCUCAUGUUUAA
Molecule: messenger RNA, 2181 nt
Organism: Papaver somniferum (opium poppy)
Lineage: Eukaryota; Viridiplantae; Streptophyta; Magnoliopsida; Ranunculales; Papaveraceae
Exons: 1
Coding region: 1-2181 (726 amino acids)
Molecular function (GO): RNA-DNA hybrid ribonuclease activity; nucleic acid binding
Source: RefSeq, a predicted model, not a curated record